UCGGGGGCAGUCGUUUUUCGGCAAGCAGUCACUUUUCGGCACUACACCGGGACGUGACAACUGUAACACCCAGCGGAAGUAAGCAAAACAAAGCUAGUGGCGUUAGCUCCCGGAAAACGGUGGGUGGUUUGUUCGUUUGUCGCAGGAUAAAUAUUCCAGUUGUUAAAGAAGCAGCGAUGUCUUCGCGUCAGUAUUUGAGACAUUUAAUCACCGAGCGACUAACUGCUGCCGCUGAAGAAAUAUUCUCAAUCUUUGAACAAAACAUUGUCGAGUACGAGGAGGAGGUGAAUCGUCAGCGCAAACUGUUGGAGAUCUUUUGCAACCCUCGAGUGGAGUUACGGCGGAUAGAGCUUCCACAGCAGCAUGUCUGGAAAGAGGAGGCGGUUCUCACGGAGCAGCAGCUCUGGAACCAGGAGAGGAACUCCAGUCUGGACCAAGAGGAACCACAAUCAUUACAGGUUAAAGAGGAGCAGGAGGAAACCUGCACCAGUCACGAGGGAGAUCAGCUUGAAGUGAAGCAGGAGGCUGAUAUAAUAAUGUUGACUCUGGGUCAUGAGGAAAGUGACCACAUGGAACCAGAACCAGACAGUGACCAGCAGCUCCUCUCCCACAGCUCUCCUGUAGCCGAGAGUCCAGGUCCCACAGGAAGUGACCACGUUGACUCUGUGUCUAAUAGAAAUGCAGAGACUGAAACUCACACAGGUAAACCUUUUUCUUAUAACUGUGGGUUUUGUGGGAGAGGUUUUCCUUAUAGGUCUCAGUUCGUCGCACACACGCGAGUCCACACAGGAGAUAAACCGUUUUCCUGCAGAGCGUGUGAAAAGAGUUUCAAAACCAAACAGGAAUUGCGGUCCCAUUUGAGAAAUCACACAGGUGAGAAACCCUACAUGUGCACUAUUUGCGGGAGUAGCUAUAUGCGCAAAGAUGACUUAAUACUCCACAUGAGAACCCACACGGGGGAGAACCCAUUUUAUUGUGCAGCGUGUGGGAAGUGUUUUCCAGGAACUGUUGAUUUGAAAUCCCACAAAAAAACUCACACAGGUGAAAUGCCUCUCAUUUGCAACGUUUGUAAGAAUAGUUUCAAUAGUAAGCAAUCAUUGGAUAUCCACACGAGAACGCACACGGGCGAGAGGCCGUAUUCCUGUGAGACAUGCGGAGAGCGCUUUGUUCAUGGACUGGCUUUGAAGAAGCACAAAACAACUCACACCGGUUAGAAGACUCAGUUUGUCAGUUCCAUAACUGCAGCUGCAGAGAAUCACGACAAACGGAAGAAACCACCGAGUCAAAACUUCUGCUAUUUUACUGAUGAUUGUCCUGAAAUUGUAUAUUUGUAAUUGUCUGUACAGUCCUGGAAAUAAAACUUUUAUGUAUAUAUUUCUUACAAAAAGUCUCUUAUUCUUAUUUAUGGAGCGUGUGGCCUU
Molecule: messenger RNA, 1421 nt
Organism: Solea solea (common sole)
Lineage: Eukaryota; Metazoa; Chordata; Actinopteri; Pleuronectiformes; Soleidae
Product: gastrula zinc finger protein XlCGF52.1-like
Exons: 2
Coding region: 177-1214 (345 amino acids)
Source: RefSeq, a predicted model, not a curated record